This is a messenger RNA of Fusarium falciforme, 597 nucleotides long. RefSeq lists its product as hypothetical. NCBI's taxonomy places the organism in Eukaryota, Fungi, Ascomycota, Sordariomycetes, Hypocreales, Nectriaceae. The transcript has 4 exons. The coding region runs from base 1 to 597 and encodes 198 amino acids. The record is from RefSeq and is a predicted model, not a curated record.
AUGGGGCUCAUCCAGCCAUACGCCAACAAUCACCACAACCCUAGCCGCUCAGGGGAUGGUCGUCCAACCGCUAUCCAGAUUGUGGAAAACCAACAGCUCAUCGGCAAAUGGGCUGGUAGAGUGGCAUUGGUGACUGGUUGCUCACCUGGCAGUAUCGGAGCCGAAAUUGCCAAAGCAAUCCAUGCAACAGGGGCCGACAUCUACAUCACCGCGCGAGAUAUAACAAAAGGCCUUGUCACUGCUCAGAAUAUUCUUGCUGAUGGGAAUCCUGGAAAGCGUUCGGGAGACGCAGCGCAGGCAUUCCUAGAGAAGUCCCAAUCUCUGCAUCUACUGGUUAAUAACGCGGGUGUUCUUGGAUGCCUUGAGCAGAUAACAGGAGAAGGCGUGAAUACUCAUUUUGCCACCAACUACCUAGGCCACUUCUUGCUCUUUCAAUUUCUCAAAGCAUCGCUAUUGGCCUCAACACGAGACUUUGAGGUGCACGUCGUCAAUGUGGCCUCGGUUGCCCACCGUCUGGGAACUUGCGAUCUGGAGGAUCUCACCUUCGAGAAUCGGGCAUACGAAGCUUGCCACUGUACAUUUCGCCAACGAGAUUGA